Molecule: messenger RNA, 1215 nt
Organism: Dioscorea cayenensis subsp. rotundata (Guinea yam)
Lineage: Eukaryota; Viridiplantae; Streptophyta; Magnoliopsida; Dioscoreales; Dioscoreaceae
Exons: 4
Coding region: 152-1081 (309 amino acids)
Molecular function (GO): protein binding
Source: RefSeq, a predicted model, not a curated record
GGAGCCAAACAAGAGACGAAGAACAUCCAAUCCAUCCUCAAAUUAACCUAAAAAAAAUUCCAUUUCUUUUUCAAGAUUAAUUUGGGAAGGGAAAAGAAACGAACGACUUUGAUUCUUAUUGUGUACUUUGAGCUAUUUCAUUGAGCCAAAGAUGGCAGCAUGUUUUGGAAACAAUGAAGAGGAAAUGUCACCGAGAAGCCGUGUCAAAUUCCUCUGCAGCUAUGGUGGCAAGAUCCUUCCCCGCCCCUCCGACGGUCAGCUGAAGUACAUUGGUGGUGAUACCCGUGUUAUCGCCGUCCCCCGAUCCAUCUCUUUCUCUGAAUUGAAGAAGAAGAUGGACAUUGUGUACAACGGAGAAGCAAUGGUGAAGUACCAGUUGAUGCCAGAGGACCUUGAUGCAUUAGUGUCAGUCACGUGUGAUGAAGACCUCCGGUACAUGUUCGAUGAGCAUGAUCGCCAGCCGCGGUCUCCUUCCUCAGGCUGUGGCUCACCACGCCUUCGUGUUUUCUUGUUCCCCACAUCUUCUUCACCCUCUGCAGCAGCCACGCCAGAGCAACGAUAUCUCGAUGCUAUCAAUGGCAUUCCCAUUAUGCCUCAGGCUAAGUCUACCAAACAACACUCUAUAUUCACAUUGUCAUCAUCUGCAUGCACAUCGCCGACAUCCACAAUUGAUAUGUCAACAAUGGGGUUUGGUGGUCUUUCUAGUGGCAGGGCCAGUGGUGGCGGAGGCAUGCAUAGAGUUCGUAGCACACCAAACAUCGGUAGUUUGAGAAGCCAGACAAGCACCGGCAGCAACUUGCAACAACACCUCCACCAACAUCACCAUUUUCCCCAGCAAUCGUCGUCGUUGCAGAAACAACUUUCAUUAACAUACGGUAUGUACCCCGGUGGUGGCGGUAGGUCUGCGGUUGGCGCGUCGAUUCGGUAUCAGCAACCAUUUCCACAGCCAACAAGUAUGUACUGUCUCAGGCCACCAUUGGCCGGGGGGCCUCGGUGCACAAACUCCGGACAUAUGGAGGAAAUGUAUGGUUCAGGCUACUUCUAUAAUUCAGCUGCUUAUAAACAUGGCUGCUUCGAUUGAUAAUCAAAACCUUAUUGUGUGUGUAUCAUAUUAUCCUUGAAUUUUCUAACAUCUGUGUGUGUGGGAGCUUGUGUUUUUUUUUUGGUGCUCCUUCAUAUUUUCCAAUAUAAUGAUCCAUUUAUUUUGGUCCUUGU